Wickerhamiella sorbophila is the source of this 534-nucleotide messenger RNA. Its product is annotated as Ubiquitin-conjugating enzyme E2 8. Gene Ontology annotation, biological process: protein polyubiquitination; ubiquitin-dependent protein catabolic process. The record is from RefSeq and is a predicted model, not a curated record. NCBI's taxonomy places the organism in Eukaryota, Fungi, Ascomycota, Dipodascomycetes, Dipodascales, Trichomonascaceae. Gene Ontology annotation, molecular function: ubiquitin conjugating enzyme activity. Gene Ontology annotation, cellular component: nucleus. The coding region runs from base 1 to 534 and encodes 177 amino acids. The transcript has 4 exons.
AUGAGUUUCAGUUCGUCCAAGCGCAGGAUCGAGACCGAUGUGAUGAAAUUACUCUUGAGCAAUUACGAUGUAUCCUUGGUGAACGACAACAUGCAAGAGUUCCAUGUGACUUUUCACGGGCCCCCAUCGACCCCAUACGAAGGCGGCGUAUGGAGAAUCCAUGUCGAGCUGCCCGACCAAUACCCCUACAAGUCGCCGUCAAUUGGGUUUACCAGCAAAAUCGUCCACCCGAAUAUCGACGAGAAUUCCGGAUCUGUAUGUUUAGAUGUUAUCAACCAAGCUUGGAGCCCCAUGUUUGACAUGAUCAACAUCUUUGAUGUAUUUUUGCCUCAGCUUCUCACCUACCCCAAUCCGUCGGAUCCGCUCAAUUCAGGAGCAUCCUCGCUCAUGAAUAGAGACCAUGAUGCGUACGUCAAGCAUGUCCGUAGCAUGGUCCAAAAAUAUGCUUCGGCCGAUGUCGUGGAAGCGGACGGUGAUUUAUCUGCCGUCGAGUCGGAACUCAGCUCUCUGGAACCCAGUGACGACGAAGACUAA